Lolium rigidum is the source of this 1124-nucleotide messenger RNA. RefSeq lists its product as uncharacterized. The transcript is spliced from 8 exons. Lineage: Eukaryota; Viridiplantae; Streptophyta; Magnoliopsida; Poales; Poaceae. The record is from RefSeq and is a predicted model, not a curated record. Bases 1 to 888 code for a protein of 295 amino acids.
AUGUCGUACCGCGCUCAGCUCGCAGCAACCAUGCCGCCGCUGCUAUUUUCAGCUGCUAAAACCCUGCCCCUACCCCUAUCCCACUUCCCACCACCGCCUUCACCUCCAUCGCGCCUCCAGCUCCGGCACGCCAACGCCACUGACACGGACGCCGGCGACGAUGCGCCGGCGGCGGUGUCCGGCACGACGGCCAGGGAGCGGCGCCUGGCCAAGGCGCGGGAGGAGCGCCACCGCCGCGAGUACGAACGCCAGCACACCUACCCCGGCUGGGCCAGGGUGCUGGAGAACGCCUGCAGGGACGAUGAGGAGAUGCGCGCCAUUCUCGGCGACAGCAUUGGGAACCCGGAGCUCAUGAAGCAACGGAUCCAAGAAAGAGUGCGCAAGAAAGGCAGGGAGGGGUUCAACAGACCCAAGACAGGCUCCGUCGCCGCAUUUAAAGUCAGCUUCCGAGACUUCAACCCGUUAAAUGCUUUCAUUUGGUUUGAACUCUUUGGAGAACCGACGGAUCGAGAUGUCGACCUUCUUGGCGGUGUAAUUCAGGCUUGGUAUGUAAUGGGAAGGCUAGGAGCUUUCAACUCUAACAAUUUGCAGCUGGCCAAUUCAAUGCUGGACUUUGACCCUUCGUACAAUUCUGAUGAAGCUUCUGUUGUGAUGCCUUCAUCUUUCCAUGAUAUCAGUGAUGUUGAGUUUCAAGACAGUUGGGGCAGAGUAUGGGUGGACCUUGGGACAUCAGAUUAUCUAGGAUUGGAUGUAUUACUGAACUGUCUUACACAACUAAGCUCAGAACACCUGGGCAUCAAACAAGUGGUUUUUGGCGGCAGAAAAUUGGGAGAUUGGGAGGAAGGUAUGACGAGCUCCGACUAUGGGUACAAGCAUUUCAAAAUAUAAUAACCAAAGUGCAUUGCAGAUCAAUUCCUUCAUAUAGUAAAUUGAAAGACACUGUAUGUUAGGAGCCUCUGAGGGCUCACCCAGCCCCAUAAUUCAGAGAAAUUUUGGUUAGUGCAUGUUUAGGACAGAGUCAGGAACAGUCUAAGAGUAGCUGGAUUUGGACUGUUUGUUAUGUAAAUAAAUUUCCUUAUGGUUAUGAUAAAAUCUUUAUCACGACGAGCAUUUGAAGUACAAAA